AUGGUCCAAGAAGCACUGGAGUGGAUCACAGACAAUGGGAUUGCUCCAAGUAGGUUCUAUGGGCACCAGGGCUCCCCGCUAGGCAGACUCCCUAGUCAGAAGGAGCUUGUGUUCUCAAGGAGAAGGUUGCAGCUGACUUCCCACAAAGAUGGCUUCUUUGAGGAGAGGACCAUCUGCCUCCACAGGGGCUUCCUGGUCCUCAACCAAGCCUUGGCCUUCCCCAACCCCACCUCCUAUAACCUGACCUGGGACAAGUCAUCUCGCAAGUCCCAGAUCCCACGUCCCCCUGUGAGCAAACUAUCUCUGGAGAAACCCCACCCCACAAGGUGGUGGCUGCUUCUCUGUGGAGCCCUCCAGGCUUGUCCCACUCAGGGCUCCAUCCUCUUGGCCCAUUUACUACCCCAGAAGUUGACAUCCCCCGGGUACCCAGAGCCAUAUCCCAAAGGCCAAGCAAGCACCACUGACAUCGAGGCUCCAGAGGGCUUUGUUGUAAAGCUGGUCUUCCAGGACUUCGACCUGGAGCCGUCCCAGGACUGUGAGCAGGACUCUGUCAUAAUCACAACCAACAGGACUACUCCAAGCCGGUUCUGUGGGCACCAGGGCUCCCUGGUGGGCAGAGAGUUUGUGUCCUCCGGAAGAAGGUUACAGCUGACAUUCUGCACAGGUGCUUCCUCAGAGGACAGUACCAUCCGCCUCCACAGGGGCUUCCUGGCCCUCUAUCAAGCCAUUAGUCCUGUCGUUAUGAACAAGAAUCAGCCCAUUGGUCAUGCUAAUUGGAGCUCCAAGGCCAUCCGCACACCUGUAGACAACUCCUCCAAGAUUCAGAGCCCGGAGCUGUACUGUCAGGAGGUACCAGUAGAAACACUCACCUGCACAACCCAGGGCACCUGGAAGGACAGGCAGACUACCCAGGAGGCUCCUCAGCGUGCACCUGUGUGUGGACGGCCAGUCACUCCCAUUCCCCAGAACCAAAAGGCCUUUGGUUCUUCCAAAGCUCAGUUGGGCAACUUCCCCUGGCAAGCUUUCACCAGUAUCUACGGUCGUGGAGGCGGGGCCCUGCUGGGCGACAGAUGGGUUCUCACUGCUGCCCACACCAUCUAUCCCAAGGACAGCAUCUCCCCCCGGAAAAAACGGAGUGUGGAUGUGUUUCUGGGACACACAAACAUAAAGGAGAUGCUGAAACUGGGAAAUCAUCCUGUCCGCCGCAUCAUUGUGCACCCAGACUACCGUCAGAACGAGUCCCACAACUUCGACGGGGACAUAGCUCUCCUGGAGCUUCAGCACAACGUACCUCUGGGCACCCACCUCCUCCCAGUCUGUCUGCCCAACAACGAGACCCUCUACCUCAGUGGCCUGUUGGGCUAUGUCAGUGGGUUUGGCAUGGAAAUGGGCUGGUUAACUACUGAGCUGAAAUAUUCAAGAUUACCCAUAGCUGAAAGGGAGUCCUGUGAAGCCUGGCUCCGAGAGAGGCAGAGGACUGAGGUGUUUUCUGACAACAUGUUCUGUGUAGGGGAUGAGAUGCAGCAGCAGAGUGUCUGCCAGGGGGACAGUGGUAGCGUCUAUGUGGUGUGGGAUGAUUGUGCCCAUCAAUGGGUGGCCACGGGCAUAGUAUCUUGGGGCAUUGGGUGUGGCAAGGGGUAUGGCUUCUACACCAAAGUGCUCAACUAUGUGGACUGGAUUAAGAGAGUGAUGGAAGAGAGGGACUGA
Chrysochloris asiatica (Cape golden mole) is the source of this 1707-nucleotide messenger RNA. RefSeq names its product complement component 1, r subcomponent-like (gene C1RL). The transcript is spliced from 8 exons. The coding region runs from base 1 to 1707 and encodes 568 amino acids. Gene Ontology annotation, cellular component: extracellular region; blood microparticle. Gene Ontology annotation, molecular function: serine-type endopeptidase activity. Lineage: Eukaryota; Metazoa; Chordata; Mammalia; Afrosoricida; Chrysochloridae. The record is from RefSeq and is a predicted model, not a curated record. Gene Ontology annotation, biological process: zymogen activation; complement activation.